CUGACUGCUAAAUUGGAGGGAAACCGAGUUAGCGAAACUCACGUGUCUGCGUUAUCAAGAAUUAUGAGUUUUAUGAACCAGAGAUACUUUUACGUGUGCACCUCUGUCGUAGAUGGUAUCAUCGGACUGAUAAUUUCGUCUACAUCAUGGAAGGUUAAUUCAAAAGAACAGUUGCUCCUCAUCAGAGAAAAGUACUUUGAGCUGAUUAAGUACCACUUUUUCUUGCAAAAAACAGAAGCAUUCGUUAAUGAUUGUUUCAGUUUGAACACAUCGCAUCCACACCAAGUAGUCACAGCUAAAGCUAAUGAUAAGUGGGGGAACACCUCCCUCAGCAGGUCCUGCGUUGAGAAUUGUACCGGGAAGUGCUGUUCUGUUGUAUUCUUUACAUCGCCAGCUCUUAGGAUGAUGGAAAGAGGUGGGAAGUCUGAUCACUUGUGAAUCCUGACUGAUUUACUGCCGGACCCUUAGCACGGAGCAUGACUUGGAUGUUUGAUAUGGAAGUCGUUAAGUUUUGGGUUACAAGUUCGGGUCAAGGCUUUCUCUUUCGGACAUAGGCCGAAUAUAAGAUGCUGAGUGAGAUAUUGCUUAAUCAUCGCCUUGGGAUUGAUGGCGCUUGCGAAGACAAAAGGUACGUCUGGGUCCUGGAGUGCUUAUUGAGGAAGACCACCUAGU
Macrobrachium nipponense is the source of this 672-nucleotide messenger RNA. RefSeq lists its product as uncharacterized. The coding region runs from base 64 to 438 and encodes 124 amino acids. The transcript is spliced from 6 exons. The record is from RefSeq and is a predicted model, not a curated record. Lineage: Eukaryota; Metazoa; Arthropoda; Malacostraca; Decapoda; Palaemonidae.